Messenger RNA from Bicyclus anynana (squinting bush brown), 1928 nucleotides. RefSeq names its product sodium-coupled monocarboxylate transporter 1-like. Lineage: Eukaryota; Metazoa; Arthropoda; Insecta; Lepidoptera; Nymphalidae. The transcript is spliced from 13 exons. Gene Ontology annotation, biological process: transmembrane transport; sodium ion transport. Gene Ontology annotation, molecular function: symporter activity. The coding region runs from base 39 to 1874 and encodes 611 amino acids. The record is from RefSeq and is a predicted model, not a curated record. Gene Ontology annotation, cellular component: membrane.
CAUCUCGUGUGGUAGCGGACGAGCGUGGACGCCUCAACAUGUCGCAAGCGCCGGUAUACUUCGAUUGGUUAGAUUAUUUAGUGUUCGGUGCUAUGUUGCUACUUUCAGCGUUGAUCGGGGUGUAUUUUGCAUUCUUUGCCACGAAGAAACAGAAUACUACAGCGGAAUAUCUGAUGGGAGGAAAGACGAUGGGAAUGUUCCCCAUAUCGAUGUCCUUGAUAGCCAGUUACGUUUCCGGAAUUUCGUUACUGGGUCUACCGGCUGAAAUGUACACAUACGGAACCCAACUUUGGACCAUUGUACUAUCGGAGUGGGUCGUUUCCCUGACCAUAGCCAUAGUUUAUCUGCCUGUGUUUUACAAUUUACAAAUAACUUCUACUUAUGAGUAUUUGCGAUUGAGAUUCAACCAGAAUGUUCGUCUCCUAGGAUCCGUUAUAUUUAUUAUAAAAAUGUUAUUGUAUAUACCCAUCGUAAUCUACGUACCAGCUUUAGCAUUCAGUCAAGUUACUGGGGUCAACCUCCACAUGAUAACGCCAAUUGUAUGCAUUGUCUGUAUUUUCUACACAACACUUGGUGGUUUAAAAGCUGUGGUAUGGACAGAUGCCUUACAAACUAUACUUAUGUAUUUUGGAGUAAUAUUCGUACUAGUCUACGGUACUUGCCGUCUCGGUGGAAUUGGAGAAGUGUUAAGAAUCAACAAAGAAGGUGACAGGCUUGACUUCUUUAUCAUGGAUAUGGAUCCAACAAUUCGCCAUACGUUUUGGAAUACCGUAUUUGGAAAUUACUUCAGCUGGCUGGCUUCGUGCUCCGUUAAUCAAGCCAUGAUUCAGAGAUGCCUGGCAUUGUCAUCUCUCAAGCGGGCUAGGAUAACAAUUUUCAUAAUGGCUGCCGGCAUUUUUAUUAUCGUGUCACUUUGUUGUUACACCGGCUUAGUAAUAUACGCGACGUUUGCGAACUGCGAUCCUCUCACUACAAAAGCUAUUAGAAAAAGUGACCAGCUCCUGCCUUACUUCGUGAUGACCAUUACGGGAUCCAUACCUGCAUUGCCAGGUAUAUUCAUGAGCGGAGUCUUUAGCGCUGCUUUGAGUUCGAUGUCCACUGGCUUGAAUUCCUUGUGUGGAGUAAUAUUUGAGGACCUAAUAAGACCAGCAUACAAUAAGCCCAUUUCAGAGAAGACUGCAAGUUUUAUCAUGAAAAUCAUUGUCGUAAUUAUUGGUGCUAUAUGUGUGGCCCUUGUUUUCCUCGUGGAGCACAUGGGAGCCCUCAUCCAAGCGGGUAAAAGCUUAGCUGGCAUCACUGCCGGCAGUCUGCUGGGACUUUUUACUAUGGGGCUUUUUAUGCCAUGGAUUAAUGCCACGGGUGCACUAGUUGGUGGGGUCACUUCCACACUCCUCGUGGGCUGGAUUUCUUUGGGUACGCAGGCAGCCAUGUUGAGAGGAGAAAUAGUAGUGGUGCCAAAACCGGUCAGCGUGUCGGGAUGCGCCGAUAACUUCACUCUACCCACAACACCGACGCCUGACGUCAUUGUAGAGUUUGACAGAUCAGGGACGUUUUUCCUGUACAGAGUGAGUUACCUUUACUACACAUUUAUCGGUAUGAUGGUAUGCAUAAUAACUGGAUCCAUUAUAACGUAUUUCACGCAGCCGAAUGAGCCUUCUAUGGUACACCGGGACCUAUUAACGCCAGUGAUUCAUCGCUGGCUGCCCCCUCAGGACGUACACUGCCGUCGGCCAAGACUUACUCAGCAUGACAUCGAGCUCCAUGCAAGGGAGAUGGAACUCUUACGGGCUCGCACUGCACUUCUAGCAAGCAAAGAUGAAGCUGACCGAGAAAACGACUACAUAACGCAAAGAAACAACAAUUUUAGUUUGUAAUUGAUUUGCUAUGGUUUUUAUUUGAUCAAUUAUUUAAUAAAAAGGUAUAUUUAA